Molecule: messenger RNA, 1908 nt
Organism: Schistocerca piceifrons (Central American locust)
Lineage: Eukaryota; Metazoa; Arthropoda; Insecta; Orthoptera; Acrididae
Product: DNA repair protein RAD50-like
Exons: 5
Coding region: 1-1908 (635 amino acids)
Biological process (GO): chromosome organization involved in meiotic cell cycle; telomere maintenance via telomerase; telomere maintenance via recombination
Cellular component (GO): Mre11 complex; condensed nuclear chromosome
Molecular function (GO): double-stranded telomeric DNA binding; G-quadruplex DNA binding; single-stranded telomeric DNA binding
Source: RefSeq, a predicted model, not a curated record
AUGGCUCGUCAGCCAGAGACAAGGGGCCAAAUAAAAUUGUUGAUGGCUGAUCGCAAAGGCGAAGAAGUUGUCAUCACACCUGUUCUGAGCAAUGUUAUAUUUUGCCAUCAAGAAGAUUCUAACUGGCCAAUGGAUGAGGGAAAGAAACUCAAGGAGAAGUUUGAUUCCAUAUUCGAUGCAACAAAACUUAAUAAAUGUUUGGAACACAUCAGAGAUCUUAGGAAAGCAGUAAAUACAGAAAUCAGCACUGAUGAGAAACUUCUGAAAUCACAACAAGAGAUAAAAGAUGAGACUGUUUCAAAAAAGAAGGAUUUACAAGAGGCAGAGAGUCGUCUGGCAGAAGAGAACUGGAGCAAGCAAAAACUAACUGGGAAACUGCUUGUCCAAGAACUUGAUGAAGAACAGCUGAAAAAAGAAAUUAGAGAUCAGCACCAAGAGAGCAACAGGCUGGAUGAUAAGCUAGUUAUUGUGGAUAAAGAAGUUCAGACAUUGCAGCUGUUGAGUAGUGAGCAGGCACAGCUUGAUAUCCAGAACAAACUGAAGGCAUCUAAGGAGUCCGAACUCAAAAAACUAAAGAACAAACACAAUGAAGCACUGCGCCACCUUUUGUUUACAGUGCCACAACAAAAUUUGAAACAUGACUUGGAUGCUUGCAUGCUUCAACUGACUCGUCAGAUCAACAACAUCAAUGAGAAGAUAAAUAGUAAGCAGAAUGAGGCGGCUGCACUUGAAGUGAAACGAGCCCAUCACAAGGAGCAGUUGGAUUUGAAAGAAAGAGAGCUGCGAAAAUUUGAAGAAGAAAUAUAUGAUUUGUGUGGCAGGGAGUUUGAAGCCGCUUCUGAAGCUGCUGAACUUGCAUAUGAACUGAGUAAUAAAGUCAGUGAAGUCCCAGCACGCCUUCAGGACAAUAAGAAAGAACUAGAAAAUAAGCUAAAGGAAUAUGAUAAACUUUUGCAAAUGAAACCUGCUUAUGAAAGAACUGAUAUCAUGCGCACCAAGGAGAUACCAGAAAUGAAAGAGUCACUUCAUCAAACAGAAGAGGCUUUAGAUGCAGCUCGGAAACAGAUUAAAGAUUUGAAGGAGCAGUUACUGGGUCCAAAAGCAAAGGAGCAGAUGGCAAAGGAUAUCCAAGGAGAUGUAGUCCGCAUUGAUCAGUUGCAGACAGAACUGCGCCGCAUAGACAAAGAAAUUCAGGAGCUGCAGUCUAAGAUGCCCACAGGAUCGUCACGCUCCAUGGAGGAAGCCCUGGCAGAGCAGGAGGAGCUUCGAGCACAAGUCAGUGCUAUUCAGCGUGCACUCCACAUGAAGCAGGAGUCACUGAGAAGGCAUUCAGAGAGAGUCAACCAGCUGAGGGAGCGCAAAAAUGUACUUAUGGAAAAGAAAUUGAAGCUCGAAAGUGGACAGCAGAAACGUCGACAACUGGAGGAACGUUUGCAGGAGUUGCAAAGUAUGCAUGUGAUGAUACAGUCAGAAAUUGAGGUGCUCGAGACCCGACUUCAAGAAGCUAGAGAGACACUUGAUUCUGCAGUGCAGUCAAAAAAUAUUAGAGUUACAGAAAAUCGAAAAAAUGUAGAUCAGGGACAAAAUAAGAUUGUUGAGCAAGGAAGGAAACAUGAUGAAAUUUGUAAUUGGCAUAAUAGCAUUCAACGGUAUGAACAGAGCGGCAUGAAAGAGAAACUUACGUCAGUUCAAGAAAGAUUGAUAGAACUGGACUCUAAAAAGGAGACCCUUGCAGAUAAAAACAGAAGAACGUGUGAAAACAUUGAUAAGCUUAAAGAAAAAAUUUCAAAUCAGCAGCUGAAAGCAAGAGAACUUGAAGAUAACAAAAUAUUGAAGGAGAAACAGGUAGAAGCUGAAGAACUGAAGAGUGUAAUAGAUAAAGUAAAACAGCGCCUUGCGACGAAUUAA